Molecule: messenger RNA, 1251 nt
Organism: Clunio marinus
Lineage: Eukaryota; Metazoa; Arthropoda; Insecta; Diptera; Chironomidae
Source: the annotation of a GenBank genome assembly
GAUUGAAACGCAACUUUAGCAAAUGUAGCGUGCGAAGAGAAUUAAAUUCACAAGUGUUUUUGUGUUUCACGUAGAUGUCAAAAAAAUUAAACUUUAACUUAAAAAAAUUCUUUCCGUAACUUUAAAUCAUGCCGAAACAGAAGAAAAAGCUAAAUGCUUUUAUGAUUUUUGCUAUGGAAGUUAAUAAAAGACGAUUUAAUAGUUCAGAUUAUAAUAAAGCAAUCGGAAUUGCUGGUCGACUUUGGAAUAAACUAAGCAAGGAGAAGAAAGAAGAAUAUAAAAUAAAAGCUCAGAAAUCUAGUGAAGUUGACUGUGUCGAGAAUUCCGAUAAAAAAGAACCAAAAGAAGCAAAUGAAAUUGUUUCUGUUUCAAGCGAAAUUAACAAGAUAGUGACGGAUGCAAAUUCUAUAGGAGAUUUAGAUGAAACAAUUUUCUACUUCAUCAACGCAUCAUCGUUCUUUGAGAUAAAUGAUGAAAUUUAUCCUGCAGAAAUCGCUUUAGCAAAGUUCAGUUUGAAGAGUGGAAUUAUUGAUGAUCUUCAUGUUCAAAUUAAUCCUGGUGAACUUCCACUUUCUUCAAUUUUCAUUGCAUUGGAAAAAUCGAAAAAUUCACACAAAUAUCUGCUUCCACCAGAUUGCGGGGGUGUGAAAGAUUAUUAUAUGAUAUUAGAUAUGUUGAUAUCAUUUUUGUUGCCACUAGAAAGGCUUCCAAUAUUUUUCACAGAGGGAAAUAUUCAUUACAAUUCUUCUCCAUUUCUAGAAACGCGAAAAGUUUUUGAGAAAAUAUUUUAUGAAGCACAAGAAUUUGACAUGCAACCAGAAAUUAAAAUUUAUCCAAUUGAAGAACUUUUUUAUGCUUUGCACAACAUCACGGUACGCAAUCGUAAUGAUAUAAACGACUCAGAGAAGGAAGAAACAUUUCCAUCAAUUGCUUUUGCAUCGGACACUUUUUUCGACAAUAAUUUUCGAUUGAUUUCAAAAAGUUGCGAAUUUCAUGAUCAAGUCAAUGCUCCACAUCAUUGCUGCUUAUCGAAAGUGCGAUCCUAUGGCUACACCAUCGCUAAAUGGUGUUCGGAUGGAUCUCAGUAUCCUCUCAUUGACGGCAAACAUUCUCCACAUAUUCUCACUCUUCAAUAAACAUUUUCAUCACAUUUUACACAAUAGAAAUUAAAAUAAAAUAAAAGUCAACACAUUUUGUUGGAAUUUCUUAUAUAAGAAAGGAUCUUCGAUUUAUUUUCUUGUUAAGUUUAUG